Molecule: messenger RNA, 1795 nt
Organism: Ciona intestinalis (vase tunicate)
Lineage: Eukaryota; Metazoa; Chordata; Ascidiacea; Phlebobranchia; Cionidae
Source: RefSeq, a predicted model, not a curated record
UAAUUAUCGAGUCAUUUAGGCAAUACUGUAGCAAUGUGUUGUAUUUAGUACAGUCAUGGUACUUGAAACGUUCGAGUGUGGACCAGUUUGAUGUACCAUAUUGCGUUUAAUGAAUAAUUUUGAUCUAGCGUCUGCGGUUUUGAACAGAAAGUUAGUUUACGGCUACGGUAACAGCGGAAAACAUUUGCAGUACUGAAACAGAAUAUAUGUAUUAUAUAAAAAGAGCACUACAGUGCAGUAGUAGACUGCGGCAACAAUUAAAAGUUUAAAGCUUAUCUCAUAACAUAGCAAGUCGCCAAUAACACAUUAGAAGCUUAUAAAUGCCAAACGAUUUCCGGUACGUUAAACUGAACGAUGACGACACUGAAGAUUAUAUUGAAGAAAAAUCAACCGAUUCACUGUUGGAUAAUGCGGAAGGGGGCGUAACAAAGGGAAUCACUAAAACAGCGAAAAAAUCGUCGAUAUGGACGUUCAUGUUACUAGGAAUUAUUACUUUGUCUCGAACUACUGGGGGGUUAUUUAUAUCUAUUCUUGGUCCUACAUUACUUACGUUGGCAAAUAACGUUGGUUCUAGUGUUGGUGAAAUUUCAUUUGUCUUUAGUGGUCGAUCGUUUGGUGGUUUGGCUGGUGGAAUGGUCACUGGGUACAUAAUGAGACAAGUUAAUAACAUGCUAAGUUUUGGCUUGGCCCAUUUUCUACUUGCAGUAGUUAUGUUGCUAACACCCCUAGUCAGUGACUUGUGGAUUUUAAUUACGUUCACUAUGGUUGGGGCGGUGGGGUUCGGUUUUCUAGAUGCAGGUAUGCAAGCUCUUAUACUUCAAACAUGGGGAGCCAAAUCUUCACAAGGAUUGAUAGCUUAUUAUCAUUUUACCUUUGUUAUUGGAGCUUUCUUUGCCCCGCUGUUAGCUGAACAUUAUUUGGUGGAAGAAGACAACCAAAGCACUUGUCCGAAUAACAGAACUAAUAUACAAGCUUUAAAUAUUACGAAUGGAGUAACACAAUCAUUUUUGAACCAAACGGAUCAGGUUGGAGUCACCACCACGUCUUUACCAAAAGACGAUAAUCCAAUCAUGUGGGCUUACCUUAUAAUAUCAGUGUUUAUGUUCGUGGUCGGCGUCCUCUUUCUUGUACUCGGAUGUUUUGGGAUCGAAUCCCGCGUCCGCUCCUCAAAGACAGAGGUUGUGGAGACGAGAAAAGAAGAUAAACUGAAAGAUGUCGCACUUCUCUUCUUUUUGGUGACUUCUUAUUACUUCUUCUGCGUGGCAGGGGAGUCGAUAUACAACAGCUACAUUUACUCAGCGACCGUGUGCUCUGAAUUAAAGUUUUCUGUCACUGCAGCCACUGGAAUGAAUACAAUGUUUUGGGUUGGUUUUGCUGCGGGCCGUUUUUGUGGCGUGGCGAUUGCAAAUUAUUUCACACCGUUUCAAAUUAUAACAGCCGACCUUUUUGGGGUGACUCUCUCAAUGGUUGUCGUCUGCCUGUUCGGAGAAAACGUUGCUGCGAUUACAUGGGUAGUCACAUUCCUAUACAGUUUUUUCCAAGGGACGCUAUAUCCGUGUGGUGUAUCUUGGACGUCUCAGUUCACAAAUAUGUCCGGGAAUUAUAUAUUUAUUUUUACCAUAGGCCAAACUGUAGGCAAUAUUAUACUACUUCCAAUAGCCGGUCAAAUGUUUGACGCACAUCCCUUCAGUGUUUUAAAUUUGGUCUUAAUUUGCUCAGUGGCAAACGCGUUAUCUUUUAUGGGAAUGGUAGCCGAGCGUAAGUAUUCUGCCAAAUAAACUUAAAUGAGUGUAAA